Molecule: messenger RNA, 1321 nt
Organism: Stegastes partitus (bicolor damselfish)
Lineage: Eukaryota; Metazoa; Chordata; Actinopteri; Pomacentridae
Gene: nfatc2ip
Product: nuclear factor of activated T cells 2 interacting protein
Exons: 9
Coding region: 22-1107 (361 amino acids)
Biological process (GO): positive regulation of transcription by RNA polymerase II; cytokine production
Source: RefSeq, a predicted model, not a curated record
AAGAAAAAACUCAAAACAAACAUGGCGGACAGGGUAUCUGACAGCGAAGUUCAGCCUGCCAAGCCCAAACGUCGACGAAUCCUCGACCCGUCGGCCAUCGUGUCCGUACCGGUUUACUCCAACAAGGUGAGCAGCAGUUUGCAGCUGAAGCCGACAGCAGCUGUGUUCGCCGUGAAGCCAAACUCAGACAACGACGCCGACGACGGUUUGUGGUCGGAGCUUUCGUCUCGAGGAACGCUGCCGCCGAAGCCCAACGUCAUACUCAGCGACUCCGAGGACGAAGCAGAACUUGAACGGAACAAAGCAGCAAAGAAACAACCAGAAGCUGUUCGCUGCCCGUCUCCUCCUCCAGAGACUCCGGUCCAGAAACAGUCGAGGAAAGUCAAACAGAAGAUCAAUGAAAUCGACCGAAGGCUUCGGGCCGUCAGCUCUCUUCUCUCUCCGGAGCCUCAGAACAGAACAUCUAGACGCCGUCGAAGUCGACCGUCUUCGCCGCCCGAAGAGCAACGAGACAUCAUUGCCCCCGUCGACGACGACGUCAUCAUCAUGAACCCUAACGAUGACGAUGACAUCAUCAUCAUGAGCCCUGAGACGGGGUCACAGAGUUCACCGUACAGCCAGACGGUCCGGGAGAUUCCCCUGAAGAUCCGCUGCAGAACCGAAGUCCACAAGAUCCCAGUUCUGUCGUCGACGCCUCUAAGCGACAUUGUGGCCCGGCUGUCCCUCAUCCUGAGAGUCCCACCUCCUCGCCUCCUGCUGCUGAGGGAGGAAGUCGAGCUCCCGACCGACUCCACGGUUGGCGAGCUCGGCAUCAGCAUCGCUGACAUCAUAGAGUGUGUCGUCAUGGCAGCGGAGGAUAAAAGCCAAGCAUGCAGCAGCAGCAUCAUCACCGUGAGACUGCAGAGCAAAGACAGAGCUUCCUCUCAGGAGUUUUCUCUGGACAGAGAUUCUCCGCUGGGCUCCGUCUUCUCCCAGUAUCUGUCCACGAUGUCAUCCGCCGCUCAGAAAACGGUCCGCUUCCACUUCGACGGCUGCAAAGUGACGAACAGCCAGACGCCGGCUCAGCUCGACAUGGAGGAUGGAGACAUCAUCGAAGUGUGGACCUGACACUCACCGCCAUUUCUGACCUUUGAUUUUAGAGCCACUGGUUUAGUAUUUCAGUUUCUUUAUUAAAAAAAAGUCACUUUAUUUUGUAAAUGUUGAAAAUACAAACCUGCAGGUGUUGUUUUGAUGAAUAUGGAAUUCUAUUUUUAGACAUUUUUCAAAAUGUAAUUAAGAAAAAAUUUACAUGAUAAUAAAUGAGUAGAAUUUAUUAAGAAUA